CAUCCAUCGCUAAGUUACUCAACUUUACGGAUCUUUCAAACUCGCGCCGUUUUUCAACCAGACACGUUGAAUCAAGAGGAACGCAGUAAUCGAGGGUAGUGAUCAGAGUUUUUCGAGCUAUACGCGCGUUCAGUUCCCUAGCAGAAUUAUUCUCUACACAGGAGUGUGAGAAAAGAAGACAUAAUCCUUAGUAGAAGAACUUCAAUCAAGUCUUGGGCAAUUUGGGACGCAAUCAGAACAUGAUGAUGCUCUCAUGCGGACUUGGGUUAUCCAGUUGUUAACAAGUUUCUGAUAAUUCCGCAUUUUUGGACGAUGUUCAGUCAGGGUGCACGCCGUUUCACUGGUGGCGUGUUGCUCGCCGCAUUGCUAGCUCUAAUCACCGAGAGGUCCACGGCGGAGCCAACUUGCUCAGUUCCAAUGUUUCGUGGCGCGCCCGCGAACUCUACAAUACAAGCGGCAGGAACGGACGUCAAACUUGUUUGUCAGGUUCUGGAUCAGAAAGACGUCUUCACGGAUUACAUUUGGUACAAGGAUGGCAAGAAGAUGAGCGUCAGUCACAGCUCGCGCAUGCGCAUCAAAAGGCUAAGAUACCUUAAGAUAAAGAAUCUGGACAAAGAAGACAGUGGACGGUAUACCUGUGUUGCUAAGAGGCCGUGUGGUGAAAUAUCCGCCAACAUCACACUUACUGUAGAUUCCCCAACCUUGCAUCCCGGGAAUCAAACCAGAGCUCCCCCGACGUUCACGGUCAGCAAGUUGAAACGCGAAAAGACCCUGAUAGCAAUGCCUGUUGGAAACUCCCUAAAACUCGACUGCUCCGCCGACGGUAAGCCUCGUCCCACCGUGGUUUGGCUGAAGAAUGGCAAGCCUUUCUUAAAACGUGACGGGGUUGAGCUGUCCCUUCGUCCUUACCAGUAUGUGCUUAGCAUGAGAGAUGCAGUUCCCAGUGACGAUGGCCGCUACACGUGUAAUGUAUCAAAUGCACUUGGAUGGAUAAACCACACUUACACAGUUGACGUCAGAGAGCGGGUUCGCGCCAAGCCUGUCCUGCAGCCUAUCGCUAAUGUGACGGUAUUGUCCGGUGAAAAUGCCACAUUGGAGUGUAAAGCGAUGAGUGACUCGAUGCCGCAUUUCCAGUGGAUACGGUGGUUCACGGCACGCGUCAAUGGCUCUUCCAAUGAAACCACCCUUCGCUUCGAAGUCGUGAAACAAACUCCACAUUCCGACCACAUCCUUAGGCCUAAAAGUGAGCACAGAUUCGCGUUUCACGGAGUCAAGCUCACGUUGUUUAACGUGUCAAAGGAGGACGAGGGAAAAUAUACUUGCCUUGUUGGUAAUGCUGUCGGUUACAACGCUGAAAAUGGAUAUCUGAUUGUCAAAGAUCAAUUCUCAACCACAUCCACUGUGAUAGACACUCAGGCAGAGCUGACAAUAACUCCGCACAUGAUAGAGGCGACCAGGCCAAGGAACGACGGAGUCACCAAAAAGAUCGUCAUCAUAGUAGUCGUCGUAUCCGUCAUCGCGCUCGUCAUCUUCAUCUUCAUCGCUUACGGGUGCUACGUCAAGCACAAGAUGGGUCCCAAAACCAAACAGAACAUUCAAUACACCACCGCUAACAUAGAACCGGCUUCCCCAUUCCAAAGAAACCACUCUAUGAGAACAAGCACCUCGUCUUACGGAUCCACCGUUCCACUGUUAGCCCGAGAACGGAGCAUGCGGUCUCGACUCGGCUCCAAUCUAUCGCAGGUCUCCGAGAUCGAGCUUCCUUUGGAUGAGGAAUGGGAACUAGACAGGAGUCAGAUUAGUCUUUUAGGAAUACUCGGAGAGGGUGCGUUCGGCCGGGUGGUAAAGGCAGACGCUAUUGGCCUCCCCAAUAUGCCUUAUCGGUGCAACGUCGCAGUCAAAAUGUUAAAAGAGGAUGCCACCGAGCACGAAUUAGCAGACUUAGUUUCAGAGAUGGAAGUUAUGAAAACUAUAGGACAACAUGUCAAUAUUAUCAACCUCAUUGGUGCCUGUACGCAAAAGGGGCCAUUAUUUGUGGUCGUUGAGUACGCCAGCCAAGGCAAUCUUCGGCAGUUUCUCCGGGCGAGGAGACCCAUUCCCGAAUACGCCAAUCCUUUGACAGAGCCCCCACGAGAGAAACUCAAGCUAGUCGAUUUGGUGUCGUUCUCCUACCAAGUAGCACGGGGCAUGGAAUAUCUUGAAUCUAAAAAGUGCAUCCAUCGGGAUCUCGCCGCUAGAAAUGUGCUGGUUUCAGAUAACCACGUGAUCAAGAUAGCGGACUUCGGAUUGGCCCGUGACAUUCAUGACAUUGACUAUUACAGAAAAACAACGGACGGCCGCUUACCUGUAAAGUGGAUGGCGCUGGAAGCCUUAUUCGAUCGCGUCUACACAGCACAAAGCGACGUGUGGGCAUAUGGAAUUCUGAUGUGGGAAAUAGUAACCUUUGGUGGAUCCCCGUAUCCCGGCAUUCCUCUGUGGAAGCUUUUUGAGCUGCUUAAAGAGGGCUAUCGUAUGGAACAACCAGUCAAUUGUCAGGACGACGUGUAUGCUCUUAUGCUGCGAUGUUGGCAUGAGAACCCCAACCAACGCCCGACAUUCGCUGAAAUCGUCAAGGAAAUGGACGCGAAACUGACAGCGCUUUCUGAACAGGAAUACCUCGAUCUGACGUCCCCGCUGUCCAAUCCGGUGGCUCCAAUAGAGACGCCUCCUUCUUCCGAAUCUAGUCCGACCCCUCGUGAAUCUCUAAGUUCUAGUGUAUUCGAGAGUACUGACAAUAUUUGGACGAGUAUGAACAAUCACGAGCCCAAGCACGGCCCGCACUGUAGAGGAUCUCAUACUACAAACGUUGAUACCAAUGAAGUGACUUAUAGUUGUUCAUGUAGGGAAAAUACGGAUCAGAGGGACUCUGGAGUUGGACUUGAAGGGUCCUCGCGAGAGGUAGUUAUAGAGGGGAAAAAGUCCGUUUAUUUUCGACCAGCGUUACAAAGUGAUGUAUAACACAUGGUGCUGAGGACUAGACGUCUCUCAGAAGGCUGGAAAAUAACGGAGAAUCGCCAACCGCAAGAUCGCUGUCUCUUCACAGUCACGUGUAUUGAAGGAUGAAUGACUCCCGCGCAUUCGUAGGGGAUACCCGAUCUAGUAACCAUUGCGGAGAUUCUAUGGAGAACCAGACGUCAUUUCUAUAUUGAAAUGCCAGGUGAAAACAGUACUCUAAAAUGAGUGCCAGUAAAUGAAGCAAAGUAUAUACUGAAUAACAAUAACAGACAUUCAAGCUAUUGCAGCCGUUAACAAAGGAAGUCAGCACUACUGCAGAAUUCAGCUGUAAAGGCUUUUUGCCUAGUGAAAAUCGCCCCUCCUCCAAUCAUUGAUUACACUAUUUUGACAGAUAACUGUGAUUAAAUGCAGCACGAUAAGAGGAUUGGACUAUGCACUAUGGAGCUAGCUUUUGUUAAAUUCGCUGUACACAUCAAAUAUAGGAUUCCCAAUUAGCAAUCCUCUACAAUUUAAAUGCAAGUCCACAUCGUUAUAAUCAUGAAAAGAUGGUGCCGCGCCUAGCAAAACGAAUGGAAUAAACCGUCUUUGAUAUAAAAUAUUCCCGAAAUGUAAACUGGUGCACCACACUCAGCUAGAUAGGAAAACAAGAUCGUGUCCAAAAUAUCCUAACAAGAUACCGUGAACCCUUGAAAAUAAACGGCACAAGGCGCGGCGCCAUUAUUUCCGUAAACGUCAAUGUGUUCUUGUAGAAGUGUAAUGUUGCGGUAUCCGCAAUCAGAGAUAUCUAUUAAAUAUUAUAUUUGUAUAGGCAAAGAGCAUAUUAUUUCAACUAUGGGCUAGACAUUUGACGAUGAAUAAAGGGGUGUAGAAAAAUAAUAAAUGAUUAGGGGAUCAAAAUUGAUCCCAUAAAUAUAUUAAAGAACAAACAAUACUAUUAUUUCGGUAGACGGUCGUAAAUAAUAAUAAAAAAAACUGCCAACCUGC
Molecule: messenger RNA, 3978 nt
Organism: Nematostella vectensis (starlet sea anemone)
Lineage: Eukaryota; Metazoa; Cnidaria; Anthozoa; Actiniaria; Edwardsiidae
Product: fibroblast growth factor receptor 3
Exons: 15
Coding region: 313-2997 (894 amino acids)
Biological process (GO): positive regulation of cell population proliferation; protein phosphorylation; positive regulation of kinase activity
Cellular component (GO): membrane; signaling receptor complex
Molecular function (GO): fibroblast growth factor receptor activity; ATP binding
Source: RefSeq, a predicted model, not a curated record